This is a messenger RNA of Zymoseptoria tritici IPO323, 701 nucleotides long. RefSeq lists its product as uncharacterized. Bases 70 to 660 code for a protein of 196 amino acids. NCBI's taxonomy places the organism in Eukaryota, Fungi, Ascomycota, Dothideomycetes, Mycosphaerellales, Mycosphaerellaceae. The transcript is spliced from 2 exons. The record is from RefSeq and is a predicted model, not a curated record.
UCUCAUCACCCCCACGGACAAUAUCUCAGGCCUCUCCAACCAAUCAAACCACCCACACACAACAUCAACAUGCAGUCCUUCAUCCUCUUGGCGUCCACCUACGCCCUCUCCGCUUCCGCCCUCGCCUUCACCGCCACCUCCGGCAUCUGCGCCGGCUCCUCCACUACCGGCGACGGCCUCGUCAUCUCCGGAACCACCUGCACAGCCGAAUGCUCCAUCGACCGUCCCGGCGGUGACUUCCAAGCCCUCCAAGUGGCCGACCUCACCGCCUGCGCCACUGCCUGCCAGAGCGCCGCUGCCUGCCUCGACGCCACCUUCGUCGAGGAGACGGGCUUCUGCUACCUCAAGAACUUCGUCCUCAACCCGGUCUCCAAGGGCAACGUCGACACCGUCCUCUGCCGCACCUGCGCCAACGGCCAGCCCAUCCCCAACACCAGCUGCACGCAGGAGUGCGGCACCGACCGUCCCGGUAACGACAUCCAGGCCAUCGGCCCGGUUGAUGGCGCUGGUGCGCUGCAGACUUGCGCGCAGGCUUGCGAUCGCAACCCCGACUGUGUGACUGCUCAGUACCGGUUUGACAACCGCUUCUGCUACCUCAAGGGCCGCGCCAACGCCCCUGUCUCUGACGCCAAUGUCAACGGCGUUGUCUGCUCGAAGUAGGGCUGAAGCGUUGCCUAGGGCAAGAUGGUCUGAAGUGAUGU